Messenger RNA from Diachasma alloeum, 2638 nucleotides. It is a transcript of the gene Edc3, whose product is annotated as enhancer of mRNA-decapping protein 3. The transcript has 3 exons. Gene Ontology annotation, cellular component: P-body. The coding region runs from base 195 to 1565 and encodes 456 amino acids. Gene Ontology annotation, molecular function: mRNA binding. Gene Ontology annotation, biological process: deadenylation-independent decapping of nuclear-transcribed mRNA; P-body assembly. The record is from RefSeq and is a predicted model, not a curated record. NCBI's taxonomy places the organism in Eukaryota, Metazoa, Arthropoda, Insecta, Hymenoptera, Braconidae.
GUUGUCCAUAACCUCGCAGUGAACGAUACUCCAACUGCUCCAAACAGAAUUUCCAGUUUUUAUCAAUGAGAAUGAUGAUCAAAGCUGCGUCGGGAGUUUCGUGAACAACGGUUGACAUCCGGAGAGAUAAAAGAAGCUUGUCGGCGAGGUUCAUUCGGGAUUGAAGCUAGAGAAGAACAAAUUAACCCCUCGAGAUGUCGGAACAAUUCGUGGGCUGCAUGGUCUCCAUAAAAUGUGUGGACGACCUGGGCACCUACCAGGGCCAGAUAUCGGAUUUCAACCGUCAGACAGUGACGAUUUCAAAGGCCUUCAGAGACGGUGUGCCGCACCCCUCGCCCCAGGUGGUAAUCAACGCGAAGGACAUCGAGAACUUGGAGAUAAUCUCCACGGAGGAGGCAGGCGCCAAAGAGGUCCAGAUGUCGAGCAAAGUAACAGUGAAGAGGCCGAUAGCGAAGCGAGCCAACAGAUCAGUCUCCGAGUGCAUUCCCUCCUCAGUGCCACCAGCCAGUUCCCACUCGAAAAAAGCGACGGAUCCAAUUCCCAUUCCCGAGGUGACGAACGGAAAAAUGACGAUUGAGUCGAAUGCCAAGGCCAACCAGAGGAGAACGCAGAGGCAGAAGUGGCAGGAGAGGGAUGAACAGGCGUUUGGAACUCCCAUCGAUCAGUCCCUCAAUCAGGACUUUGAUUUUGAGAAGAAUCUCGCACUUUUCAACAAGGAGGCUCUCUGGCAGGAGAUCAACUCCUCGAAGCCAGACGUCCUGAGACAGUCGGAGAAUAGUCGAGGGAAGUAUCGACAUGACGAGAAUAUUCUUGUGUCGAAACCCACGACUCUGAGGCAGAUUGUCGUGCCUCACAGUGGUGAGAGAGAAUAUGUGACUGAUGAUGGAUUGGUGAUUCCUAGCAUCACACUGGAGCUGCACAGGCAGCUCAUUGGGGCUGCUGACAGGCUGGGGGUCAGCUGGGAACGACGGGUGGAGCUCUUGGGUCGUGCAGGAGCCGAGAUAACUCUCCAGCUCCUGGGUGGAGCCCACCGGCUGAACCCGAAGAACGCCCACCAGUGGCCGACAGUGGUGGCCCUCUGUGGGCCCCACCGUUCCGGAGCUGCUGGUGUCAACUGCGCACGCCAGCUCUCCUCCCACGGGGUGAAGACAGUCGUCUACAUCGAGAACUCAGAGAACGUGUCCCUCCUCCAGGAGCUCUCCCUCUACAAGAUGACUGGGAAUAAAGUCGAGACGAGAAUAGACAAAUUGGCUUCGGUGGUGGACUUGAUACUCGUCGCCCUCUGCGAGGAGGACUCCCCCAGGGUCGUUCCCUCUGUUGCCAAGUGGGUGAAGGGAAACAGAGCUCCAGUCCUGGCUAUCGAGCCACCUUCUGCUGGAACACCUGGAAUCUCCUCGAAGUUCAGCCUUCUAGGGGCACUACCACUGUCUCACAGCCCUGACAAUGGCAGACUCUACCUCUGCAACCUCGCACUUCCCAACAAAGUGUUCUCAGACGUUGGCGUCACCUAUCGAUCCCCAUUCGGCCCAAAAUUCGUUAUUCCACUGCAUUCUGAUGAUUCUUAGGUAAUUGACGGACUGCGACGAGGGGAAUUCACUGUUCAUUCUUCGGUUGAUGAACGUCAAUACUUAUUGCUUGACACAACAGAUUAAUGUGAGAAUAGCUGAAAUAGUAGUUAUGUAAUUUAAAGAUAAUUAACUGAUUGUAUGGCGUCAGGAGAUGUUUAUAAUUCUCAUGAACAAAUUGUAAAAAGGGUGUGAAACGUUAGGAUUUUUUAAACUACUGAUGGAGAUAAACUUGGGAGGAAUGAUUUACCACGAAUUUGAUAAGAAUAUUUUUAUCGAGAUUUUUUCUAUGGAUGGAAACAUUUGGAGGCCGGGGGGGGGGAAUUAUUUUGUAGAUAAGUUUUACCUUAUUUUUUCUAAUUGGGGAGUUGGGGAGACGGGGGGGAGUGGAGAAUUUUAAUGGACGUAGUGAGUCAACUGAUGCUGUUGAGUUAAAUUAUGAAGAAACUUUGAUCAUUUUUUUUGGGGGGGGGAUAUUAUUGAUUUGAGUUUUUGGCUGAUGGAGAAUUUUUGUGGGGGAAAUUGGGAUUUAGAAGAAGGUUGGCAUGAGAGCCUCGAUAUUACUAGGAGAUUUGGGGGUGUUUAUUUAAAAAAUUGAGAUGAAGUUGAGUAAACAGUGGAUUGUUGCGAAUUAAAUCAUUUUUAUUUGACAGUCACUUCGAUAAAUAUUUCCGAAUCGAACAGAGAUCGCAGCAUCUCGUUUUUCCCUGUGGAAAGAUCCUCCGGGAGAUUUUGAUAUCUCUCUGAGCUCAAGAAAUAAUUGUCAAAAACUCAUCUCGAUUUAUCUCGUUUCACCACUUCGAGCUCAGGUCACCAAUGACGAAACUCAACUGCGCUCUUGAAUUUAAAAUUGAAACAAUGUUGGUUAUCCUUCAGUGAUCCAUCCGCAACUCGUUGGAUCACGCUGUGAAUACCAAUUGGAAGCCCAUUGCGUAUCAACGAAGUGAUGGCCUGUACAAAUAUUUAGCGGGGAAUAAAAAUCAGGAAAGACUUGUGACUCUUCUUUCAGCAGUACGACCAGUUGGGUGGAUGAUUUCGGAUUGUAAAGAUCAAUAAAUGUGUGAGCAUAACGA